AUGUUCCUGUGCAGCCUCCUGCUCCUGGUGGCUGCUAUGACUGCAGCCCAAGAGCCUGAGAAGCAGGUAGACAUCACUGACAGGAACCAUCAUCCCAUGGUGCACAUGUGGGUGUUGACUGGCAACUGGAUAGACAACGUGGAGAAUGAGCUGAAGAACAACAUGCAGACACUACAGAAGGUCCUGAACCAGGUGUUGUCCAUGGAGCACCAGAUGCUGGAGGCUUUGAGUACCACUGACAAGCAGGAGAAGGACAUGCAGGAGCAGAGUAACAGACUGAGAGCCUUGUAUGGCCGCAACAGUUACCUUGAUCCUAUAAUGCGCAUUGCGGAAGCACAGCAGGAUUCCCAGCUGGUUGGCCUCCAAGAUGUAAGGAAACAGAUACAGCAGCUGCUGGACCUCCAGAACAGCACCCUCACCAGCAUCCAGGACAGCUUGCAGGCUGUCAGCAGCACAUCCGGCCUCCGGCAUCAAAAGCAGCGCCACCUCCUAGAGACCCUGCGAGAGCUCAUCCAUCUAGCGGACCACGGCCCAGGUGCAGCUGUGCCGGGGCUCCAGGACUGUCAGGAUAUCCACAAGUUUGGGCUCAAUGAUGACAGUAUCUAUACCAUCCUGGUUCCAAAUGUGAUAGAGCCCAAGAGGGUGUUAUGUGUGAUGGGCACCAAUGGAGGAGAUUGGACUGUUAUCCAGCACCGUGAGAAUGGCACAGUGAAUUUCCACCGAAACUGGCAGGACUACAAGCAGGGCUUUGGAGACCUAUCUGGAGAGCACUGGCUGGGAAAUGAGGUGGUGCACCAGCUUAGCAGCAGCAAAAACUACUCUCUGCGUGUGGAAUUGGAAGACUGGGAUGGCAAUAUGUUCUACGCCAACUUCGAACAUUUCCAGCUGGGCAGUGAGGAGCAGUUUUACAGGAUUUUUCUAGACAAGUACAGUGGUGCAGCAUCUUUUGGAGAACACCAGAUCCUGAAAAGCAACAACUUCAGCACCAUCGAUGCAGACCAUGACAAUUGUGCCUGCAAUUGUGCAGAGGCGCUGAGUGGAGGGUGGUGGUUUGACAACUGUGGUCCCUCCAAUCUCAAUGGCAUCUACUACCCAGCCGGAGAACACUUGCACAAGGUUAAUGGUGUCCGCUGGCACCACUCCUUGGAGGACCCCACAUACUCACUUCGCUCAUCCCGCAUGAUGAUCCGGCCCUUAUCCAGCUAG
Molecule: messenger RNA, 1206 nt
Organism: Octodon degus (degu)
Lineage: Eukaryota; Metazoa; Chordata; Mammalia; Rodentia; Octodontidae
Product: angiopoietin-4-like
Exons: 8
Coding region: 1-1206 (401 amino acids)
Source: RefSeq, a predicted model, not a curated record